This is a messenger RNA of Etheostoma cragini (Arkansas darter), 2348 nucleotides long. It is a transcript of the gene slc22a6l, whose product is annotated as solute carrier family 22 member 6, like. Gene Ontology annotation, molecular function: transmembrane transporter activity. Gene Ontology annotation, cellular component: membrane. The coding region runs from base 561 to 2234 and encodes 557 amino acids. The transcript has 10 exons. Gene Ontology annotation, biological process: transmembrane transport. The record is from RefSeq and is a predicted model, not a curated record. Lineage: Eukaryota; Metazoa; Chordata; Actinopteri; Perciformes; Percidae.
CUAAGCAUAGUCACGUGCACACUCUUGAUGCUGGUGCUCACAUGAACUGAAACACUUCAACAAGAUGGUGUUCCUGAACUGCAAGGUGCAGUUAACAAGCUACUAAUACCUCAAGCGCUAUUACUGCACUUCUAAUAAUCCAAACUUCGGAAAAGCUGUUGGACUUUAAAUGCUGAUCAUCAAUGUUGACACACCGCAGCAAGAAAAUAUUUUUCAUUUUUUGAUUUUGUGGCUAUUUUAUAGACCUCUUUCUGGAACACUUUGUCGGGAUUUUUUUUUGCAUUGAAGGUAUUGUGUGUUAUUUUUAAGGUGCCCCCAAUCUGUAUGUAUUUUGUAGAUAUUUUACGUUAUGCAAGAAGAUUAAAUUCAAGUCUAUCAAUUUUAAUUAUUACACAACACCUUUAAUAUACUCUGGUUAGUUCUCGCAACUGGUGUUUUCUACAAUAUUUUUCUCAAGUGCUAUUUUUUGCACAUCCAAGUGUUCUAAAGGAACAUACCAACAACAGGAUUUAGAGCGGUUAACAUCAAUUCAUCUUGCAGAGUUGUGCUUGUACACAACUAUGGCUUUUGGGGAUCUCCUAGAGCAGGUGGGGAGCACAGGACGCUUCCAGAUCUUGCAUGUGACUCUUCUCUGCAUGCCUGUCCUGUUGAUGGCCAGUCACAACCUGCUGCAGAACUUUGUGGCCGCGGUGCCUCCUCACUACUGCAGCGCACACACAAACCUGUCUCAGUCCCGGCUGAGCCCAGAGGAAAUGCUGCUGAUCACAGUGCCUCAAGACCAGAUAGGAAAGCCCCAGAGGUGCCAGCGAUACGUUUCUCCACAGUGGCAUCUCCUGACUAAUAACGGGAGCUCCGGCUCAGGAGAGGACAAAGACACCAAGGAAGGUUUGGAUGUUGCUCUGCAGGGAUGCGAAGACGGAUGGUCCUAUAACAUGACUGAGAUGAGCUCAACGAUCAUAUCUGAUUGGAAUUUGGUGUGUGAUCUGCGCUCAUUUAAGCAAAUGGGACAAACAGUCUACAUGGGAGGUGUGCUUGUGGGAGCUGUUGUCUUUGGAGGUCUUUCAGACAGAUAUGGUCGACGCAUUCUCCUGCUCAUUUCUAACCUACUCAUGGCAGUGUCGGGAACGUGUGUUGCUCUCUCCAACUCCUUCACCCUCUACUGUGUGUUCCGCUUUGGCUGUGGCAUGGCUCUGUCCGGCCUGGGACUCAACACCUUCUCGCUUAUUGUGGAGUGGAUCCCCACUCGUGUGCGAACUGUGGUGGGGACAAUAACAGGUUACAGUUACACAGUGGGACAGUUGAUCCUGGCAGUCGUGGCCUACUUCCUCCGGGACUGGAGGUGGUUAACCCUGGCUGUGUCUUUGCCCUUCUAUGUCUUCUUCCUCAUCUCAUGGUGGUUUCAUGAAUCUUCAAGAUGGUUAGUUAUGAGCAAUAAGCCCGAACAAGCCAUCAAGAACCUUAAACGAGUGGCCAAUUUUAACGGACGACAUGAAGAGGGAGAAAAAAUCGACAUUAAAAUGCUGCAAGAGUCCAUGACGAAAGAGAUGUCCUGUUCACAAGGCUCCUACUCUGUCCUGGAUCUGUUCCGUACGCCUACGAUGAGGAAAAUGACCAUCUGCCUGAGUGCUGUCUGGUUUUCAACGAGCUUUGCCUACUAUGGUCUUGCUAUGGAUCUGCAAAAGUUUGGGGUGGACAUCUACUUAAUCCAAGUGAUCUUCGGAGCUGUAGAUAUCCCUGCUAAAAUCGUCAUAACUGUGUCUAUGAGUUUUAUUGGACGACGUCCAUCACAAUGUGGUGGUCUGAUCGUCGCUGGAGUCACUAUUUUGAUCAACCUGCUAGUACCUCUUGAGAAAUCAACUGCACGGACGUGUCUGGCUGUACUGGGUAAAGGUUGCCUUGCUGCAUCCUUCAACUGCUGCUACCUAUAUUCUGGAGAACUGUACCCGACCAUCAUUCGUCAGAACGGCAUGGGCUGGGUAUCCAUGAUGGCUCGUGUAGGAGCCAUGGUGGCCCCUAUGGUGCUUCUCAUGGGCGAAUACAUACCUUGGCUUCCGGGUUUAAUCUACGGAGGAGCUCCGAUUCUCAGCGGAGUGGCUGCAAUAUUUCUUCCAGAAACCCUUGGCUCACCCCUUCCUGACACAAUAGAAGAUGUGGAAGACAGGGGAUCUGGGAGAAGGUCCAAAAUGCUUCCAAAGGAAACAAUUAUCCUGCAAGACACCCAGGCCACCUCUUAAAGCAGGCUGCCUGAAAUCUGGAUUGUACUCCUGAUGUUUUUUCUGACAUGUUAACAAAAGUAGAAUGGUUACUGCCGUUUAUUUGUUUUUGCAUAUCAAGUUUAUUGUGCCGUA